Molecule: messenger RNA, 1783 nt
Organism: Clarias gariepinus (North African catfish)
Lineage: Eukaryota; Metazoa; Chordata; Actinopteri; Siluriformes; Clariidae
Gene: yjefn3
Product: YjeF N-terminal domain containing 3
Exons: 6
Coding region: 134-874 (246 amino acids)
Cellular component (GO): mitochondrion
Molecular function (GO): NAD(P)HX epimerase activity
Source: RefSeq, a predicted model, not a curated record
GAGAGGCAGAAACAGAAGACAGGCUUGUGGAGAGAAAGAGAGGGAGAGGAAGGCUGACAGGUGCAAAAAAAAAAAAAAAUCUGCUGUUGAAUAUCAUCACCUGUAACCUGCUCUGCAUCCUAUCCUGGCAAAGAUGAACCACAACCCUGGUGAAAAAGAUCCUGAGACCACAGAGCCACUGCGCUACCUCAGUAAAACAGAGAUGGCUGCCAUUGUAACAGAACUGCUCACAGACUAUCGUUUUGGACAGCAGCAGCUGAUUGAGAUUUGGGGUCAUGCCUGUGCUGUCGCCAUCACCAAGGCCUAUCCUCUGAGCUCUCUGGCCAAGAAACAACCUACAGUCCUGGUUAUUUGUGGGCCAGGACAAAACGGUGCCAUAGGCUUGGUGUGUGCUCGACAUCUGCGCAUAUUUGAAUAUGAGCCCACAAUCUUUUAUCCCAAACGCUCCCCUGAUAACUUACAUCAGGACUUAACCAUUCAGUGUGAGAAGAUGGACAUCCCUUUCCUUUCUUAUCUUCCAACAGAGGUCCAGCUCAUAAACGAUGCCUAUAAUUUGGUGAUUGAUGCAAUCGUGGGCCCAGAAAUAGACCUUAAAGAUGUAAGAGAGCCCUAUUCUGGAAUAUUGGUCACCCUCAAACAGGUGAAGAUCCCUAUUGCGAGUGUGGACGUGCCCUCAGGCUGGGAUGUAGAUGAAGCAGGUAAAGACGGGAUCAAUCCAGAGGUUCUCAUCUCUCUAACGGUGCCCAAGAAGUGUGCCACAAGUUUCUCGGGGAAGCACUUUCUAGCCGGACGUUUUCUUCCAUACGACAUGCAGAAAAAAUAUGAACUUAAUCUGCCUGAAUUUCCAGGCACCGAAUGUUUUAUAGAACUGUAACACUGGUACAACAGAAAACAUUUUGGAUAUGUAUGAAUUAUGUAUACACAUUCAUAUUUUGUACCUAUUAGGUUGUAACUGUGGUAAAAUGUGUAGAGGUCUGUGCACAGAGACUGUCAUGGUGGCUGGAUAUGAUGUGGGUAUGUGCUUAGGUAAAAGUGCAUUAAGUUAAGAGCUUAAGUUAUUAUUUUUUGUUUGCUUGAAAAUUUCAAUUCUAUUCUGUAUGUUUUUCUUGAUAUAUUUAUGCAAUUUCACAUGAUAGAAAAUAUUCUGACUGUUCUGACAAUUGGUCACAGCUUUUUUCCCUUCAUUAAAUUUCAUGUUAUAAAAACCCCUCAAUAUCCCUUAGCAUUAGAGUUUGUAUUAGACAUUAAAACUGGACAAUGCAUUAAAUUAUUCUAUGUACUACAUACACAUAUCCGUUUUUUUUUUUUUUUUUUUUUUUUACAUUAUAUUUGCAUUAUAUAUUAAUGGUACUGUGCCGAAGUCUUGAACCACCCCUUAUUUUUUCAUAUUAAAUAUUAAUUUAAAUAAAUGGGGAAAAAAGUUUUACUGCAAUAAACAAAAUUGGUUGUUUUUGUAACAACCUCAGCAGCAACCUCAUUUCCCCUCUUGUCUAUUUCUACCACUCAGCAUUCAAAUCAUUACACUCAGUCAAAAAAGACCUUCAGGAAGCCUGGAGAACUUGUCCUUAAAAUACCAGAAAAUCUGCUGUUUGGAGGCAAAAUAAAUAUGGAAGACUUUUGCGCAGUACUAUGUAUAUAAUUAUUAUUUUUUUUAUUAUUAUUAGAAACUUGGCACAAGGUCCCUAGAGGUACCACUAGGUACUUUUAUGGUUAAACAGUGAAUAGAUUGGUUUAUAGUUUAUUAGUUUGAAUAGGAUGUGUUUAAAACCAGUUUAGAUCUCAA